Molecule: messenger RNA, 1622 nt
Organism: Mya arenaria
Lineage: Eukaryota; Metazoa; Mollusca; Bivalvia; Myida; Myidae
Product: probable glutamate--tRNA ligase, mitochondrial
Exons: 14
Coding region: 1-1566 (521 amino acids)
Biological process (GO): glutamyl-tRNA aminoacylation
Molecular function (GO): zinc ion binding; glutamate-tRNA ligase activity; ATP binding
Source: RefSeq, a predicted model, not a curated record
AUGGCGCUGCCCAUGAUGAAAAGAAAAACGUACAUUAUUUUUCGUAAUUUUUGCAGAAACUAUGGAGUGUCAGUUGACAGAAUGGUCCGUGUACGAUUUGCCCCAAGUCCUACUGGAAUGAUGCAUCUAGGUGGUCUUCGAACAGCUCUGUUUAACUAUCUGUUUGCGAAGUCAAAUAAUGGAAAGUUUCUCUUGAGAAUUGAAGAUACUGACAUGACAAGGAAGGUUGAUGGAGCAACAGAGAAGAUCGAAGAUGUUCUGAACUGGGCCGGACUUGUUCCUGAUGAAAGUCCAAGACAAGGUGGCGAGUUUGGACCGUAUUUGCAGUCACGGAGAAUACAGCUGUACCAGGACAGUGUGGAAAAGUUGCUUAAUUCCGGUCACUGCUACCAUUGUUUCUGCACGGAAAAGCGCCUUGCUCUACUGAAGAAGGAGGCGAUACGACGUCAGGAGACGCCCAAAUACGACAACAAAUGUCGAGACCUCACACAACAGCAGGUGCAAGACAAACUGGACAAGAAAGUGCCAUAUGUCACACGCUUUAAGUAUGAGGCGAUUACAGAGCCAUGGACAGACCUUGUGUAUGGGGAAAUCAUGGACAGCUCUACUGAGGAGGCCCGGGAGGGAGACUUUGUAGUUAUAAAGUCAGAUGGCUUCCCGACGUAUCAUUUUGCGAAUGUUGUGGAUGAUCACCAUAUGCAGAUUUCACAUGUGCUCAGGGGAAUGGAAUGGAGUGUGUCAACUCCGAAGCAUCUUCAGAUGUACUCAGCGUUUGGUUGGCAGCCACCACAAUAUGCCCACCUUCCUCUCAUACUUAACAGAGAUGGAACAAAGCUUUCGAAGAGACAGGGUGACAUACAUGUCGAAAGUUUUAAGAACCAGGGAAUAGAGCCAGAUGCCUUGUUGAACUAUCUUACCACUGUGAACCGGGGAUUUUCUGGUCCAACAGAUGGCAAAACACUUCAGGAGCUAGUACAAAUGUUUUCUCUGGAUCUUGUAAAUCGACAUUCAUCUCGACUUCAACCGGAGAAACUCGGACCACUCAAUAGGAAGCACCUACAGAGGCAUUUCAAUGGCAACAGGAGGCAGGAAAUAUUAAAUAGAACACGAAAAGCAGUCAAAGACCAUUUUGGAGAUAGGCUGGUCAGUGUCCAUGUUUUAGAAGAUCAUUAUAUUGAGCCAUUAUUUCAAUGGGCAAUUGAGCACAGAAUCUCCUCAAUCCAAGACCUCACAGAUCCCCUUUAUGAGUUCAUUUGGAUCACCCCGACCUUAAAACAUCUUCACCAUAUCACCAGGAAGACCAAGAACAGUGUGUCUGUUAUAGAACAAACUAUCCACAAACUUAAGGGAAUGACAAACUUUGUCGAUGCUGAGGUGAAAAGCAUUCUGAAGUGCCAGUGUAAGGAGCUAGGGAUGAAAACCAUACAAUACAUGGGCAUUGUCAGAGCGAGUCUUAGUGAACAGACGGAUGGACCACCUGUGUCAGAGAUGCUGGAGAUCCUGGGGAAGCAGGAAUCCCUACGACGACUAGAGCAUGCCCUGGCUGCCCUAAGGACUGCCAGCUGAUACUGAACUAUUGAUAGAAUUGAAAUUAUUGUUAUAUGUGUUAAGAAAAAAUAAAU